GUGGAAUUUGCUGUGGUUGAUGCUUGCCAAGGGCGUAACGUAGACAUUUGUCUUGUGAGCACAGUGCGUCACAACGCUGACGGUAGCAUCGGUUUUAUGACGUCGUCGCGUCGGGUGUUAAUCAUGCUUAGCAGAGCAAAACAUUACUUGAUCGUU
Phytophthora sojae is the source of this 156-nucleotide messenger RNA. RefSeq lists its product as hypothetical. NCBI's taxonomy places the organism in Eukaryota, Oomycota, Peronosporomycetes, Peronosporales, Peronosporaceae. The annotation marks the transcript as partial. The transcript has a single exon. The record is from RefSeq and is a predicted model, not a curated record.